UUACGAAGGAAUAUCGAUCAUAUUUUGCUCCCCUACUCAAAAUCAUGAAAAUUUGGUAUUCGUGGAUGAAAUGUAAAAUUACAUUAACAAGUGAUCAAACAGAAGAGGCAAAAGAUUUCAGGCUCACGAUAUGGGCAACCUCUCCAUCCUAUUUUAUCCUGACAAGCAACUAGCUAGUAGCAAGUAAACAAACACAAUCUUGUGACUAAAACCUGCCACCCCUCUAUCACAUGGUUGUGAAAACACAUUUGACGGUGUAAAUUUGUUGUAUACUAAAAGCCAGUUCAUAACCAAAAUGUAUUAAAAAAUUAUAAGAAAAUUAUUUUUUUAUUUAAAUAAGUUAGUAUUUGCUAUCAAAUUAAAUAUGAUAAUUACGGGAUUAUAAAAUUACAAAGAAUCCAUUAUAUGGGAGCUCCCGUUGGAGUUUGGAGGUCCUCCUCUCUCUCUGAAAAAGAAAGUAAUUUUUUUAAGAGUGAGAAAGGAAGGAAACUUCUCAUCAAAACUGAAAGUUUUCUUCACAACAAGAAAUUGUAAGAUCCUUUCUGACAAAUUUCGUACAUAUAUCCACCCAUUCAUCCAGCUUUCGAUAGUUUCAAUAUUGAAAAAGUGAUUGCGUAUAAGGAUUAAGGGUAUCUGCAACGUGGGUUUUGCAAAAACUUCUCUUUUAGAUUUCAGAUUGAGUGUUUUGAUGGAAUGAAAUCCUGUCUUACUGUUUGCUUUUAGGGUGAAGGAGAAAAUGGGAUCCAUGGAGUAUGAUAGUCAUAAUUGGAUCUGGGAUGGUGUAUAUUAUUACCCACACUUUUUUGGAGGUAUAAUGCUUACAGCUGCUGUUCUCGGGUUGUCCACGAGUUAUUUCAGCGGAAUUGGUGUGCAUUAUUUGCCAUUUUACUGGCCAGAUUUGAGAUUGUUUCAUAAGAAGAAAUAUGUGAAGAAACCUGUCAGAGUAUAUAUGGAUGGUUGUUUUGAUCUUAUGCAUUAUGGUCAUGCAAAUGCGUUGAGACAAGCUAAAGCUUUGGGUGAUGUUUUGGUUGUGGGUGUUGUUAGUGAUGAAGAGAUUAUCGCAAACAAAGGUCCUCCUGUUUUAUCUAUGGAAGAAAGAUUGGUUCUUGUUAAGGGCUUGAAAUGGGUAGAUGAAGUCAUUGCCAACGCUCCAUACGAAAUUACGGAGCAAUUCAUGAGUCGUUUAUUCAAUGAGCAUCAGAUUGACUUCGUUAUUCACGGUGAUGAUCCUUGUCUACUCCCAGAUGGUACUGAUGCUUAUGCUCUAGCGAAGAAAGUGGGUCGUUACAAGCAGAUAAAAAGAACUGAAGGUGUUUCGAGCACAGACAUUGUAGGAAGGAUACUUUCGUCGAUGAAAGAUACACAAGUUGUUGAAAAUGUUAGUAAUGCAACAGUGCCUGAACCCCUCCAAACCACGAAUGCCACGCAAGCUCAAGAAAAAACUGGUAGCAAAACCCAAGUAUCAUUUCUACCUACUUCUAGACGGAUUGUUCAGUUUUCAAAUGGCAAGGGACCUGGACCAAAUGCUCGUGUGGUAUAUAUUGAUGGUGCUUUUGAUCUCUUUCAUGCCGGACAUGUGGAGAUCCUUAGGAGUGCGAGGAAGCUUGGAGAUUUUCUGCUUGUGGGCAUCCACACUGACCAAACUGUGAGUGAGCACAGAGGAAAUAACCUUCCCAUUAUGCAUCUUCAUGAGCGUAGUCUUAGUGUGUUAGCAUGCCGGUAUGUUGAUGAGGUUAUCAUCGGGGCACCCUGGGAAGUAACGAAGGACAUGAUAACAACUUUCAACAUCUCUUUGGUUGUUCAUGGAACCAUAGCAGAGAGCAAUCCUUUACUUAAAGAUUCACCCGAUCCUUAUUCAGCUCCAAGGAGUAUGGGGAUUUUUUGCACGCUUGAUAGCCCUAAGAAUAUAACCACCACCUCAGUGGCGAAAAGGAUAAUUGCUAAUCUUGAAGCUUACAAGAAACGUAAUGCAAAAAAGGAAGAAAGCGAAAAGAGAUACUAUGCUGGGAAGACGUUUGUUUCAGGCGACUGAAAAGGUCGUACAAACUGUUUCUUGGUGCUACGUUAAAGUGAAGAACAAACCAUGUUCCAACAGUUCUUUAGACAGCUGAAGGUCUGCAACCUCUUUUUCUACCCUGCUUCAUCCCAUCUCUCAGGAUCCUUGGUGUUAUGCUACAUAGUGAAGGUCAUCAUAAUCACGCCUAUUCUUGUAUUUUUUUUUGGUGUCAAGAAGAAACAUAAUGGAAAACAGAAGGAGAAAAAAAAGAAGAAAACGUUAAUGAGUCUCCUUCCCUAGGGUUCCUGGUAACUACUGAAGAAUAUGUAUUACUGAUAGGUUCUCCCUGUCCAUUUGUUCGUAACGAAGAAUAGAAGAACAGUAGAUAAUAUAUUUCAACGCGAAUUAGACAAAUACUUGUGAUGAUGCUUCUGUUUUGUGAUACAGCACAUACGUACAAAUCCAUUUUUUUCUUCUUUUUGUUGUAUGCAUUUCUGACUGACACUGCUGUAGAAGUUAGAACUUAGAAGUGGUUUUGCUGUUAUGUACUCCCAAUUUUGUUUCGAACUUAGAAGUGGUUUUGCUGUUAUGUACUCCCAAUUUUGUUUCGAACAUAUGUGAGUUGUGUCGUUUACAUCCAUGUCCAAAGGUUAUAGAAUGAUAUUUGUUUUGUUAA
Papaver somniferum (opium poppy) is the source of this 2672-nucleotide messenger RNA. Its product is annotated as ethanolamine-phosphate cytidylyltransferase-like. The coding region runs from base 737 to 2032 and encodes 431 amino acids. Lineage: Eukaryota; Viridiplantae; Streptophyta; Magnoliopsida; Ranunculales; Papaveraceae. Gene Ontology annotation, cellular component: cytoplasm. Gene Ontology annotation, molecular function: ethanolamine-phosphate cytidylyltransferase activity. Gene Ontology annotation, biological process: phosphatidylethanolamine biosynthetic process. The transcript has 11 exons. The record is from RefSeq and is a predicted model, not a curated record.